Molecule: messenger RNA, 1014 nt
Organism: Zymoseptoria tritici IPO323
Lineage: Eukaryota; Fungi; Ascomycota; Dothideomycetes; Mycosphaerellales; Mycosphaerellaceae
Exons: 3
Coding region: 1-1014 (337 amino acids)
Biological process (GO): transport
Molecular function (GO): transmembrane transporter activity
Source: RefSeq, a predicted model, not a curated record
AUGGCCAAGCAGUACAAGACGGAACUAGCAGCCUGUAGCUCGAGCAUGGUGGCCACCACAAUCGCAUACCCACUCGACUUCGUCAAAUCGCGCAUGCAGGGUUAUCAGAUCGACUACAAGACCGCUGCAAGAGAUGCAUACCAUAAAGAAGGAUUGCGCGCGUUCUGGCGUGGUGUGGUCCCCCCAACAUUGAGCAUAGCUCUCGUGCGGACCUUCUCAUUCCGAAUGUACCAGGGAACUAAGUAUUACCUGGACCAGCAAUUCUUCGAAAUGAACGGCCGCAGUCCGCUGAUUCUCGCCAACACACCUGGACGAUUGCCAACAUGGGAUACCAUCGCAUGUCAUGGAAUAGCAGGCAUGGCAGCGGGAGCUUUCGUGACGUUCUUGUCUUGCCCUUUUGAGCUGAUGAAGCUUAAUGCGCAAUUAGCUGGAAAAGUCGCGCGGGACAAGGCGAUACUUGAGGCGAAGGAGAAGGUUGGCAAAUCUCAUACGGAAACGAAACAAGCUGGGAAGAACAACACGACAGGACACACGAUCGCCAAAGAGCCCAAGAUCAAAACACCAGGUUCCCUUGUCCUUUUCAGCCAGCAAUUGAAAACUGGUGGUUAUGGACGCGCCUAUGCCGGCUUCCAACUACAUCUGGCCCGCGACAUCCUCGGAACGGGAGUGUACUUUUCCACGUACGAGACGGUCAAACAGACUCUGAACAACUUUCCUGGCGCUGGCCUCAAUGGCGGUUUCGCUGUUCCUAUCGCAGGAGGACUUUGUGGCAUGACUAGCUGGGCGGUCAUCAUUCCCAUCGACACCGCCAAGACAACCUACCAAAAAGCCCGCCUCGCCGUCGCCAAAGGCGUCCACGUUCCAAUGCCGCACCUCCACUACUUCAAGCGCGCAUCUUAUCGAGGUCUUGGUGUCUCAUGCAUGCGAAGCGCCGUCGUCAACAUGAUCUUCUUCAGCAUCUACGAGUCCGCAAAGACUUCGAUCGAUCGUUUCGUUGGCGACGAGCUCGACUGA